AGGGAAUUCUCCAAGCAUGGGGCGCUACGAUCUUUUUGUGGUUUUCUGCUUAUGGGCUUUGGCAUGCUGUUUACAUCCUGCUUCCUGCAAUGGAUUAGUUAGAAUUGGUUUGAAGAAGCGGCCAUUGGAUCUUGAUAGCAUUAAUGCUGCCAAAGCUGCAAGAAUGCAAGGGAAUUAUGGAAAGAUAGUGAAAGGCAUGCGGCAUAAUUUGGGUGAUUCAGAUGUAGACUUAAUUCCCCUGAAGAAUUAUUUGGAUGCUCAAUACUAUGGAGAGAUUAGUAUCGGUUCACCCCCUCAGAAUUUCACUGUCAUAUUUGACACUGGCAGUUCCAAUCUCUGGGUUCCAUCAUCGAAAUGUUAUUUUUCUAUCGCUUGCUGGUUCCAUUCUAAGUACAAGGCGAGCCGGUCCAGUUCAUAUACGGAAAUUGGAACAUCCUGUUCAAUCCAGUAUGGGUCUGGAUCAAUUUCUGGCUUCUUAAGUCAAGAUAAUGUUGAAGUUGGCGAUCUUGUAGUCAAAGAUCAGGUUUUCAUUGAAGCUACACAAGAAGGAAGUCUAACAUUCGUAUUGGCACAGUUUGAUGGGAUACUUGGGCUCGGGUUCCAGGAAAUCUCUGUUGGGGAUGUGGUGCCAGUCUGGUACAAUAUGGUGGAUCAAGGUCUUGUAAAUGAGGAGGUGUUCUCUUUUUGGCUUAAUCGGGAUCUAGAGGCGAAGGAGGGAGGUGAGAUUGUUUUUGGCGGUGUUGAUCCAAAACACUUCAAGGGAAAGCAUACCUAUGUUCCUGUCACACAAAAGGGUUACUGGCAGUUUGAAAUGGGCGAUUUUCUUGUUGGGAACUAUUCAACAGGUUUUUGUGAGGGGGGUUGUGCUGCUAUUGUGGAUUCUGGAACAUCCUUGCUUGCUGGUCCAACUACUGUUAUCACUGAAAUCAAUCAUGCCAUCGGAGCAGAAGGAGUACUGAGUGCGGAAUGUAAAGAAAUGGUUACUCAAUAUGGGGACAUGAUAUGGGAUCUCUUAAUAUCGGGGCUACAACCUGACAAAAUAUGUUCACAAAUAGGUCUAUGUACCUUCAAUGGAGCUCAGUAUGUGAGUUCUCAUAUUGAAACAGUAGUUGAAAGGGAAGAGGAGGGAACUUCCGCCGGGGAAACUGUAUUCUGUGCUGCUUGUGAGAUGGCUGUUGUUUGGAUGAAGAACCAGCUAAGGCAAGAGGCAACGAAGGAAGCAGUUCUAAGUUACGUGAAUCAGCUUUGUGAGAGCCUACCAAGUCCUAUGGGAGAGUCAAUGAUUGACUGCAAUAGCAUUGCAUCCAUGCCAAAUGUCACAUUUACCAUUGGAAAUAAAGCUUUCAGCCUCACUCCAGAGCAGUAUAUUCUUAAAACUGGAGAAGGCAUUGCAUCAAUCUGCCUCAGUGGGUUUAUUGCACUGGACGUGCCUCCUCCUCGAGGUCCUCUGUGGAUCCUUGGAGAUGUCUUCAUGGGGGUGUAUCAUACAGUGUUUGAUUAUGGCAAUCUCCAACUGGGUUUUGCUGAGGCUGCUUAGCAACCAAUCUACUGGUCAUCUUCUCUCAGAAAACCUAUAUUGUGAUUUAAUUCUGGUGAUGGUUGGGUUGAUCUGUACUAUGCUUGCUAAUACGAGUCUUAUGAGAUAUGUAUAUAUGGUGCAUGAAUGCAUGUUAUACUUCUACUUGUUCUAGAAUGAAGCAGUUUCUUUGUAGAGUGGAUAUCAUAAUGUGAUAUUAGAAUGUGGUCAAGCAGCGAGGAUAAAUGCUAGAUGGUUCAUGGUCAUAAAAACAUGUCUAUCUUUUAGUAGCGUAUUUGUGAAGGGGUUUUUUAAAGUAAGAAAAUAAUUUUGUCAAAAAAAAUCAAAUGAUGUUUGAUUGUUUUACAAAAGUGCUUAAAU
Messenger RNA from Ilex paraguariensis (yerba mate), 1897 nucleotides. The record is from the annotation of a GenBank genome assembly. Lineage: Eukaryota; Viridiplantae; Streptophyta; Magnoliopsida; Aquifoliales; Aquifoliaceae.